Molecule: messenger RNA, 814 nt
Organism: Carya illinoinensis
Lineage: Eukaryota; Viridiplantae; Streptophyta; Magnoliopsida; Fagales; Juglandaceae
Product: shaggy-related protein kinase kappa-like
Exons: 1
Coding region: 132-704 (190 amino acids)
Biological process (GO): signal transduction; protein phosphorylation
Cellular component (GO): cytoplasm
Molecular function (GO): protein serine/threonine kinase activity; ATP binding
Source: RefSeq, a predicted model, not a curated record
AGCUCCGAUUCCAAUUCUUCGCUCCGAGACGCUUGCAGGAAGAAAGGUGCUUGGAUGUUAUGGGAGGCAGAACACCAAAGCAUUACGAGGGUAGCACACACUAGCAUCUUUAAUAUUUACCAGGCACAUUUAUGGCGUCUGCCAGCCUAGGAAAUGGUGGAGUAGGCAGUUCCAGGUCUGUUAAUGGCUUCAAGGGUUCAUCUAGUUCAGUUGACUGGCUGGGGAGAGAGAUGCUCGAGAUGAGACUGAGGGACAAUGUUGACCAUGAUGAGGACAGAGAUAGUGAACCAAAUAUAAUUGAUUGUGUAGGUGCUGAAACAGGGCAUGUAAUACGAACCACCAUUGGUGGUCGAAAUGGUCAAUCUCGGCAGACAGUCAGUUAUAUUGCAGAACAUGUGGUUGGAACUGGUUCUUUCGGUGUCGUUUUCCAAGCAAAAUGUAGAGAAACUGGAGAGAUUGUUGCUAUAAAGAAGGUUCUCCAAGACAAGCUCUAUAAAAAUAGGGAGUUACAGAUAAUGCAGAUGUUGGAUCAUCCAAAUACUGUUGCCCUUAAGCAUUGUUUCUUUUCAACUACAGACAAAGAAGAGCUUUACUUGAAUCUUGUACUUGAAUUUGUCCCUGAAACUGUUAAUCGUAUUGCAAGAAACUAUAGCAGAAUCAACCAACGAAUGCCCUUACUAUACGUUAAACUUUAUACCUACUAGAUCUGCAGGGCACUUGCCUAUAUACACAAUUGUAUCGGUAUAUGUCACCGUGACAUCACGCCUCAAAACUUACUAGUCAAUCCCCAUACACAUCAACUGAAACUUUGUGA